This is a messenger RNA of Camelina sativa (false flax), 969 nucleotides long. Its product is annotated as nifU-like protein 2, chloroplastic. The record is from RefSeq and is a predicted model, not a curated record. Gene Ontology annotation, cellular component: chloroplast stroma; mitochondrion. Gene Ontology annotation, biological process: iron-sulfur cluster assembly. NCBI's taxonomy places the organism in Eukaryota, Viridiplantae, Streptophyta, Magnoliopsida, Brassicales, Brassicaceae. Gene Ontology annotation, molecular function: iron ion binding; iron-sulfur cluster binding.
AAAAAAUUAUCCCGGUGGUACACCCCCCGGUCAGGCUUAAACAAACAUUGGGUGGGCCUAAGACAGGACGCCGAUAAAAAAAAAGGUAAUCAGAAAUCUCUCGAUCGUAUUUCGAGUGGAGGAGGAGAUAUGCAAUUGCUGGCGGCGCUAAAUCCGGCGGCCAUUUCCAGGACGCCGCUACAAGCCCUAGAUCCUUCUUCGUCAUCCUCCUCUUGUCUUCUUUCCUCUGCUCAGAGUUUGAGCUCGCAACGCGGUUUUGGUCUCCUCGUAGCUAGGCCUCGACGGGGAUUACCAUCUACGUCUUUAUCGAGUCCACAGCUUUUCCGACGAUCCAAAGUUGUACAGGCAGUAGCAACCCCAGACCCAAUCCUGGAAGUACCUCUAACGGAGGAAAAUGUAGAGAGCGUUCUGGACGAAAUCAGACCAUACCUUAUGUCUGAUGGUGGUAAUGUGGCGUUACAUGAGAUCGAUGGAAACAUUGUGCGAGUUAAGCUGCAGGGAGCGUGCGGAUCAUGCCCAAGUUCUACUAUGACAAUGAAGAUGGGUAUUGAGCGUCGUCUAAUGGAAAAGAUCCCUGAAAUAGUUGCUGUUGAAGCAGUUCCAGAUGAAGAGACUGGCCUAGAAAUGAAUGAGGAAAACAUUGAAAAGGUACUGGAAGAAAUCAGGCCGUACUUGAUCGGAACAACAGAUGGAUCGCUUGAACUGGUGGAGAUUGAAGAUCCGAUAGUGAAGAUAAGAAUCACAGGACCUGCUGCUGGAGUCAUGACAGUUCGAGUAGCAGUCACUCAGAAACUCAGAGAGAAAAUCCCAUCAAUCGCAGCUGUUCAACUUAUAUAGAAAAAAACAUACUCUUUCCUUUGUAUUGUAUUAGCUCCUUGUGUAUAGUGACAGUUGUUGUGCAUAGAUACUUAUUACUGUGUUUUAACAUUUUGAUAUUUUAUCCCCAAAAUAAAGUUCAACUUAAAACCA